Molecule: messenger RNA, 2307 nt
Organism: Brassica napus (rape)
Lineage: Eukaryota; Viridiplantae; Streptophyta; Magnoliopsida; Brassicales; Brassicaceae
Product: alpha-taxilin-like
Exons: 5
Coding region: 1209-1736 (175 amino acids)
Molecular function (GO): syntaxin binding
Source: RefSeq, a predicted model, not a curated record
CUAUAAACAAACAAAAACAAAUAUUUUUUUCAUUUUUUCAAUAUUAUAACUUAUUUAUUUUGAAUCGAAUAUACAAAUAUCAGGUUAAAAAUAGUAUAAUAUACUGAUAGUUCGAGCCAAAUUGAAUCGGAUAACUGAUUAGUUCAGAUGAAACAUACAGAAUACCUUUAAGAACCAGGAUAUUCGAUAGGUAUCCCACCCCCAUUGACCCGUAUUGGUAUUAGUUGAACUUUCGAUUACUAGCCACCACCAUUGACCCGUAGUGGUAUUAGUUGAACUUUGGAUUGGUAGCCACCCCCAUUGACCCAUACUGGUAUUAGUUGAACUUUGAAGAUACAGGUCUGUUUUUUAAGUUAUUUUUCAAUAAAAGUUAUGGUCAGUUGUCUUGUUGCCUAAGUCUCCUGUCACACUUGUAAAAUUGAGAGUUUCUCAAUCUCGCUAGCUGAUUAGUUGUUGGGUACCAGAUCCAGAGGCAAAAUGGACUCACCGCACUCGAAUUUGCUAGCUGCUGCUGACCCACCUCCGGUGACCGACGAACAAAAUCGUGAUGAUGUCCCAAUCGAGAAAGCAGAGAAGCCCAGGACUUUUCCCUUUCCGUUGUCUGAAGAAACGGAUGGUAAUGACGACGACGUUGAUGACCUAAUCAAGGACUCGAGCAAGCUUAGCUUAGAGCAUAAAAAAUCAUCUCUUCCUCCUCUUCCUCCUCUUCCUCCUCGAGCAUUAUCAAAAUGGUCUACUCAACAUCCAAACUUGUGCAAGCACAAGGCAACGGAUUCGCUCAAACCCAGAAAACACGAGGAAGUGGAGAUUACUAAGCGUAAGAGUUCAAAGGACAUGUUCAAAUCAGAAAAGGAGUUUUUUGAAUUAAUGCUCAAGUAUCAACGAGUCAUUUCUGAAAGAGAUUCUGCUAUUACUGUCCGUGACAAGCUUGAGUCACUUUGUAGAGAGUUACAACGCCAAAACAAAAUGUUGAUGGAAGAAUUCAAGCGGGUGUCGACUGAGGAACAGACUUUAAGAUCAGAUUUGUCGACCAAGUUCCAGGAAGCAAUUAACGUAGUUGAACUGUCACACAAGCAACCGUGAAAAGACAAAACACAUGAUAAAAUAACGAUCCACGUAUGUGAUAGAUUGAUUAUAUAGUUUGCAUAAUUCAAUAAAAUAUAAACCGUGCUGUGACAGAACAUCUAAGACAAUAAUUACGAUACAAUAUGAAGAAAAUUUUCAGACCUCACAAACUCAUUGCAAAUGCUCAGGCGCGUAAAACGCUCUCUGCAUGUGCUCUCUCUCUCUUUCUCAUUCUCAAUUGUAUAUAUACACACACCAACCACAUAGUUUCAUGUCUCUCUAUUUUUAUUUAUACUAUAUGCAUUGAAGACAUAUCAAUGGGGAACUGCCUGGGACACAACAAUGACCUUAGCGGAAAAGAGAAAGAUAAUCUCGAGACCGAGCGGCCGGUUGAGUUAUUUGAAGAAGGUAAAGGGAGUAAUAGUAAGGAAGAAGAGAGGGAAAGCUCAACAGAAAGAGAGUCAAACGUGGUGAGGAUUAAAGUUGUGGUGACAAAAGAAGAACUAAGACAAAUCUUGGGUCACACGAAAGGUAUCAAUUCCAUUCAACACUUGGUUCAUGUUCUCAAAGAUAGUGGCAGAAACAUCUCCAGGGCUUAUGAAGAAGACAAAGAACUAAGUGAGGAAAGUUGGAGUCCCACGUUAGAAAGCAUUCCUGAAAAUCAUUAUUGAAACUACUCAUAUUUAUAUUUAACUAAGAAUCCAAUGUUGACUCAGAAGCAUUGGCUCUCUUUCUUUCUUUCUUUUUAACUUUUGUUUCCUUGUGUGCUUUCUAGGAUGUAUUGUGCUUUCUGUUUUUUUUUUUUGUGUUUGUGCACUACCUUAUAUAUGUCAUUUUGUGUCGUAUUAUAUACGCAUAAAUUAAUUAAUUGUGGCAUUUUAAAUAUGCGAUUGAAAUGUCAGGACCUCUUAUCUAUAAGGAAGUAUCUCAGUGUUUUUGUCAGUCGAUUAGAACCCGAAUGUAGAACUUCAGAUAAGGUCAUUAGAGCUUCACCAUGUUUCCAAAAGGAGUAUUGCAUGAGUGUAUAAGCUUAGGGCAUCAUUUAAAAUAUUAAUUUAUGAGAAUUCAAAAGCUCUAUAAUUAGUUGUUACGACAAGUGACCUAUAAAAGUUACAGAUGACAAAAUGAGUCAGCUUUAGAAGAAUAUUGAGUCAAUCAAUACUCAUUUAUUUUCCAGGAAUUGAAGUCGUUUUUAAAUUAAUAUGAUUCAAAAACAAACGGAUAAAAUUAAGCGAGAGCAAU